AUGGAGACAGUAAUCGUCAUGUGGCAGGCUGGCCCUGAGAAUCAGGGGGCACACAGCAGGUGCUCAAGUCUUGUUUGUGUUCCCAGGAAUACCAGUGGAGGGUUUCUGAGCAUCGAUCCUACCGCCCCGGCCUGGGAGGGCACACUCACACCAGCGAAUGGAAGUGACGAGGACCAUCUUCCAAGUAACAACGUGGAAAUCCUGAUCGUGACUUUGCUGACCUUCACCUUUGCCCUGGGCGGGCUGGUGGGAAACGUGACCGUGCUCUGGCUGCUGGGCUGCCGCAUGCAGAGGAACGCUUUCUCCGUCUACAUCCUCAACCUGGCAGGAGCUGACUUCCUCUUCCUCUCCUCCCAGGUUGUAUAUGCCCUGGAGGCGCUCAUCAACUUCCAUUCGGUGUACUUUUCCAUCCCCAGAUUUUUCACCACCAUGUGGACCUUCGCCUACAUCGCGAGCGCGAGCAUUCUCAGCGCCAUCAGCACCGAGCGCUGCCUGUCGGUCCUUUGUCCCAUCUGGUACCGCUGCCACCGCCCAAGACACACGUCAACUGUGACGUGUGGCCUGCUCUGGGCCCUCUCCCUGCUGCUGAGCAUCCUGGAAGGGGAGUACUGUGGCUUCCUGUUUAGGGAUUUUGACCCUGGAUUGUGUCUGGCGUUUGAUUUCGUCACGGCCGCCUGGCUGAUUUUCUUAUUUGUGCUUCUCUCUGGGUCCAGCCUGGCCCUGCUGACCAGACUGCUGUGGGGCUCCCAGCGGAUGCAGCUGACCAGGCUGUAUGUGACUGUGGGGCUCACAGUGUUGGCCUUCCUCUUCUGCGGCCUGCCCUACGGCAUUCACUGGUUUCUGGUAUUCUGGAUUCAGCAGGGUUUUGAUGAGUCCCUCUGGUAUCUUUAUCUGGCUGCGCUCACCCUGUCCUGUGUCAACAGCUGUGCCAACCCCAUCAUUUACUUCUUUGUUGGCUCCUUCAGGCAGCGGUGGCCCCGGCAGCGGAAGACCCUCAGGAUGGUUCUCCAGAGGGCCCUGCAGGACGCAUCGGGAGGGGAUGAAAGCGAAGUCCGCCUGCCUCAGGAAACUGCGAUGUCGGGAAACAGUCUGGCGCCCUGA
This is a messenger RNA of Herpailurus yagouaroundi (jaguarundi), 1101 nucleotides long. RefSeq names its product mas-related G-protein coupled receptor member X2-like. Gene Ontology annotation, cellular component: plasma membrane. Lineage: Eukaryota; Metazoa; Chordata; Mammalia; Carnivora; Felidae. Gene Ontology annotation, biological process: G protein-coupled receptor signaling pathway. Gene Ontology annotation, molecular function: G protein-coupled receptor activity. The record is from RefSeq and is a predicted model, not a curated record.